UUUCUUUAACGAUCUUGGUAAAUAGUGUUUUUAUUUUAUGCACUUUGAUUCUAUAUUAAGUGGGGAAGGAUUGUGUCUAUAUAUUUUUAAAAAGUGUUGUGUAGUUUAUCUGCUAUUUCAUGUUAUGUUCGGUGUCAUUGAGCUAAAUUCCUGUGAGGUUGUCUUAGCGCCAUUUGGUGAAAACUUGAAACAAAUUUAACUUGUCUUUUAGUUGAUAACUCAAGGAACAUUAAAUACCAUAAAAAUGUCGGAAGCUGAUAUGCCUACAUUCAAAUGCGUGCUGGUCGGCGACGGUGGUACUGGCAAAACCACAUUCGUAAAAAGACACUUGACUGGAGAGUUCGAGAAAAGAUACGUCGCUACUUUGGGAGUUGAAGUCCAUCCCUUAGUUUUCCACACAAACCGUGGUCCCAUAAGAUUUAAUGUUUGGGACACAGCCGGCCAAGAGAAAUUUGGUGGUUUACGAGAUGGAUAUUACAUCCAAGGUCAAUGUGCUAUUAUCAUGUUCGAUGUAACCUCCCGUGUAACAUACAAAAAUGUACCAAACUGGCAUAGAGAUUUAGUACGAGUUUGUGAAGGCAUUCCGAUCGUACUGUGUGGCAACAAAGUUGAUAUCAAAGACAGAAAAGUCAAGGCAAAAACAAUUGUGUUCCACAGGAAAAAGAACCUCCAGUAUUAUGAUAUCUCUGCCAAGUCAAACUACAACUUCGAAAAGCCUUUCUUAUGGCUAGCACGGAAGCUAAUUGGUGACGGUAACCUAGAGUUUGUCGCAAUGCCUGCACUUGUGCCCCCAGAAGUUACAAUGGACCCACAACUGGUUAACCAAAUCGAGAAGGACCUCAAGGAAGCUCAAGAUACUGCUCUGCCAGAAGAGGAUGAGGACUUGUAAAUAUAAUAUACUAAAUUAAAUUCUCAGUGCCCUAAAACAUGAUUAAGUCAUGAGAGAGCAUGUGUUUUCUGUAGAUAUUCCAUCAAGUACCUACUAUUAUUGUAUUGUCUCAUUAUAAUACAGUUUUAGCUAUUUUGAUUUUAUACCUGUGGAAAGUCCUAAUAAUUAUAAUAUGUAAUUUCCCAAAGGUUUGUUCACUUGAUCAGAUAUCAACAGAAAACUGGUUGUGUUCAACCUAAGUUUGUAUACACCUUUCAUUCCAUUCGAUUCUGGCGAUCAAGAAGUACAUAACUAUAAAAUUACUCAUCUUAACAUUAAUUUCAUAGUGAGUAUUUCCAUGUCGAAAGUUGUAAUGUAUGUUAGCAUUCUAAAAUAAGUUAAUGUAAUUAUUUCAAAUUGUUGUUUGAUGAGGUCUGAGUUGAAAUUUAUACAGCAGCUUAGACACUCAAAAUGGUAUUACUUUUAAACCAGUAUAAGUUAACAUUAAUUUUGUAAAAUAACCUACUUAUGUUAUUGAGCUAUUAAAAUUGUAAUUUAUGCAAGUCAGGUCCUACAAAUAAACUCACUUAUUUAGUGCCUAUGGUAUUAUGCAAGUUACAUCAUUAAUUUGAUAGCAUAGAUUAAUAGUAUACCUACUCAUAAGACAUUUUUUUUUGUAUAAUUAACACAAUUUUUGUUACACACAAGGACUGACAAUAUUCAUUGUAAAAUUGUGGUGAUAUACUUUUUGAAUAAAGCUGGAAAAAUA
Plodia interpunctella (Indianmeal moth) is the source of this 1637-nucleotide messenger RNA. RefSeq names its product Ran (gene Ran). Lineage: Eukaryota; Metazoa; Arthropoda; Insecta; Lepidoptera; Pyralidae. The record is from RefSeq and is a predicted model, not a curated record. The coding region runs from base 245 to 889 and encodes 214 amino acids. The transcript has 3 exons. Gene Ontology annotation, cellular component: cytoplasm; nucleus. Gene Ontology annotation, biological process: ribosomal subunit export from nucleus; protein import into nucleus. Gene Ontology annotation, molecular function: GTP binding; GTPase activity.